AUGGCCUUUAGGAUCUGGCCUGGUAGCGUGAUCCUUGAACACCAACGAGAUGGCAACCGCGCCGUGACCGGUAACGGCGACGGCAACGACCAAAGCUACCAGAAUGGAUCUGGUCGCAUUCCAAAUACAUCUGCCCUGCUAGCACUCUGCCCGUUGCUGUGUCGUGGAGGCUGCGCGGAAGAGACGUCGUCCUGUGCAAAGACGAGAAUUGCGUUGCCGGUCGAGUCACAAGACCAGGCCCAUCAGUCGGUCUAG
Molecule: messenger RNA, 255 nt
Organism: Clonostachys solani
Lineage: Eukaryota; Fungi; Ascomycota; Sordariomycetes; Hypocreales; Bionectriaceae
Source: the annotation of a GenBank genome assembly